Alternaria arborescens is the source of this 1764-nucleotide messenger RNA. Its product is annotated as ATP-dependent RNA helicase. Bases 1 to 1764 code for a protein of 587 amino acids. Lineage: Eukaryota; Fungi; Ascomycota; Dothideomycetes; Pleosporales; Pleosporaceae. The record is from RefSeq and is a predicted model, not a curated record. The transcript is spliced from 8 exons. Gene Ontology annotation, cellular component: nucleus. Gene Ontology annotation, molecular function: ATP binding; RNA helicase activity; RNA binding.
AUGUCUGACACUGGAGCGCCUGUGGCAACUGCGACCGAUCCCGCUGCAGCCCGCAAGGAGCAGCAGGCAGCUGAUCUCGCGCGUGCUCAAGAUGCUGGAUGGAAUAAUCCUGUCCCUUUCCAGUACGAGACCGUCGUUGGUGGCACUCCCGCUGAGGACGAGACCCGCGACACUGCCGUCUGGCUGUCCGAUGCCGCCAUUUACCAGUGGGACGAUGAAUUCGGUGACGUGGGCGAGCCCAACCCAGAGUUGGAGAAAAUGCUGUUCGACGACCAGUAUCUCCAGCGCGCCGGCGGUGCCAUCAAGGCGCUCUCGUUCGACAUAACUCUCGAGGGACCCGCCAAGAUCAGCCCUGUCCGCAACUUCGAGGAUGCUGGUCUUCACCCUGUCAUGCUCGACAACGUCAAGUUGUGCCAGUACCGGGCUCCAACUCCGAUUCAGGCCUACUGCAUCCCCGCCAUCUUGUCCGGACAUGAUGUCGUUGCUGUUGCUCAGACAGGUUCCGGCAAGACUGCUGCCUUUCUCCUUCCGAUUCUGUCAAAGCUCAUGGGCAAGGCCCGUCAGCUAGCUGCUCCGCGUCCAAACCCAGUCCGGUACAACCCUUUGACUGACAAAGUCCGCGCUGAGCCGCUCGUCCUCAUUGUUUGUCCCACUCGCGAGCUCGCCUGCCAGAUCUUCGAUGAGGCGCGUCGACUGUGUUACCGCACUAUGUUGCGUCCUUGCGUCGUCUAUGGUGGUGCGCCUACCAAGAACCAGCGCGAGCAGCUCGAGAUGGGUUGUGACAUCCUCGUCGCCACUCCGGGUCGUCUCAUGGACUUCAUGCAGAAUGUCAACCUGCUGUCAUUCCGCCGUCUUAAAUUCACGGUCAUCGACGAGGCUGAUGAGCUGCUCUCGACUGGCUGGGAAGAGGCCAUGGAGAAGCUGUUCCAGGGUUCGGAUCAGAACUCGGAUGCUGACCACACUUACCUCAUGUUCUCUGCUACAUUCCCCAAGUCUGCUCGCCGAUUGGCGAAAGAGUAUAUGGAUGAAGAGUGUGUACGUAUCAAGGUCGGUAGGGUUGGCAGCACCCAUCAGAACAUCAAGCAGCAGAUCAUCUUCACUGAGGAGAGCGCCAAGAGCCAGGCGCUGUUCGACUUGAUCUUCAGUGAAGGACCCCAGCGCACUCUGGUCUUCACCAACUCGAAGGUCAAGUGCGACAUGGUGGAUGACUAUCUGUACAACAAGGGCUUGCCUGUCACCUCCAUUCACUCAGACCGUACUCAGCGCGAGCGCGAGGAUGCUCUUCGUUCCUUCCGUACCGGCCGCUGCCCUAUCCUGGUUGCUACCGGCGUCACUGCUCGUGGUCUUGAUGUUGCCAAUGUCAAGCAUGUCGUCAACUACGACCUUCCCUCUACCAUGCACGACGGUAUCACCGAGUACAUCCACCGCAUCGGCCGUACCGCGCGCAUCGGCAACGAGGGCAAGGCCACGUCUUUCUACAAUGACCGCAACGAAGACCUUGGUCCAGAUCUAUGCAAGAUUCUCUGCGAGUCGAAGCAAGAGAUUCCAGAGUUUCUUCAGGAGCACAUGCCCGACGACCCUACCACUAUCGAUUGGCAUGACGGUACUGAUGACGAGUCUGACGACGGUCUCGGUGGCGGCUUUGGCGGUGAUGCCGGUGGUUUCGACGUUGAUGCUGGCGGCUUUGGCGGCGGUGGCAAUGAUAGUGGCUUUGGUGGUGGUGGCUUCUCUGUUGAUGCCGACGACAAGGUGGCUGCUUGGUAG